GGUCACAUGAUAUGACCAUGGCAGCGGCAGCAGCAGCAGCAUCCCUGCUUAUCUGAAACAUCUAGUGGAAGAGAGAAAAAAAGAGAGAAGGAGAAAGUGAGAAAGAAAAGCAGAACCUCUGAGGCAGCCACACUGCACCGGUGUCAGGAGAGAAAAGUGUGUGUGGUAGGGGAAGCCACUGCUCGGAAGCAUAUUCAGAGACAAAGAAAGAUUCAUGUUCAAAGGGUCAGCAGACAACAAGAUUGAGGCAGCUAUGUCUGAGUUGGUGCCGGAGCCCCGGCAAAAACCAGCAGUGCCAAUGAAACCUGUUGGCAUUAACUCUAACCUGCUGGGCUACAUUGGGAUCGACACCAUCAUUGAGCAGAUGCGCAAGAAGACCAUGAAGACGGGCUUUGACUUCAACAUCAUGGUUGUAGGUCAAAGCGGGCUGGGGAAAUCAACACUGGUGAACACUCUCUUCAAAUCCCAAGUUAGCCGCAAGUCUUCAGGCUGGAACCGUGAGGAGAAGAUCCCUAAGACAGUGGAGAUCAAGGCCAUUGGGCAUGUCAUUGAAGAAGGCGGUGUCAAGAUGAAACUGACGGUAAUUGACACCCCAGGGUUUGGUGACCAGAUCAACAAUGAGAAUUGCUGGGAGCCCAUCGAGAAAUACAUCAAUGAGCAAUAUGAAAAAUUCCUGAAAGAGGAAGUGAAUAUUGCAAGGAAGAAACGAAUCCCAGACACGAGAGUCCACUGCUGCCUCUACUUCAUCUCCCCCACGGGUCACUCCUUGCGACCCCUGGAUCUAGAGUUCAUGAAACAUCUCAGCAAAGUAGUAAACAUCAUCCCUGUUAUCGCUAAGGCAGACACCAUGACCCUGGAAGAGAAGACUGAGUUCAAACAAAGGGUGCGCAAAGAACUGGAGGUGAAUGGGAUCGAGUUUUACCCCCAGAAAGAGUUUGAUGAGGACCUGGAGGAUAAAACAGAGAAUGACAAAAUCAGGCAGGAAAGCAUGCCGUUUGCAGUGGUGGGCAGCGACAAGGAAUACCAAGUAAAUGGCAAAAGAAUCCUGGGCAGGAAAACUCCCUGGGGCGUCAUUGAAGUGGAAAACCUCAAUCACUGUGAAUUUGCCCUACUUCGAGACUUUGUCAUCAGGACCCACCUCCAAGACCUAAAAGAAGUGACGCACAACAUCCACUAUGAGACCUACAGGGCCAAGCGGCUGAAUGACAAUGGUGGGCUCCCCCCAGUUACCACCGAGACAGAGGAGAACCACGAAAGUAAUCUGUGAAUCACUCCUCCCACUGUCUCGAUAUUACAACCUGUCCCAGCUACCCUUGACUUUACUGUAGGCCUGUCUCCAAAGCAUGCGGCACAUCCUCUGUGUGUGUGUAUGUAUGGGAGAAGGAGCAGGGGCAUACCUUUCUCCUUCCUAGAAUGUCGUCAAUCUUGUUUUUUUGCACAGCAGGCUGUUUGUUGUCUUCCCCUCUCUCGUGUUCUGUGGUUCAGUUGCAUGUCUUGGUUGUGGGAAGUAGUGGAGGGAAUGCUGGGAGAUUUGAUUUCUAGGGUUUGGGGUGUUUGGGGAGGAUGACUUGGUUCUGUGUUUGCACAUUUGAAAAGCAUAGAAAGACUCCAAGGACAGACAGAUUGAUCAAUGAGCACAAUGCCUUCUGAAUGGCGGUGGCAUCGGAGAGUGGAGUUCCCUGGUGUGGAUGGGGAAGAUAGGCGGUUGAUUAGGGGGAGUGAUAGGUGGCUAUGGCAUAUCCCCUUUUCUCACUGAGGCCUGUUAAGAAAGGGAAGUGGCGGGGAGUUAGUGGUAAUUUGUGGCUGGGAGGAGAGCAUAUUAUCAUAUUUUCCAGCCCAUGUUCUAACUGGAAGAUGGGUGGUGGUGGGAAGUGAGCACAAAUUAGAUCUUGGACUUUAGGGUUUCCUUGUAAGAUCUAGAAGCUCUUGUUUUACCUUCCCAUCACAGGUGUCUGGGAGGGGAAAGACGACGAAAAAUCAGGAACACUAAUUGAGGGACAAAUCCUGAGGUCUUCACUCACGGCUAUGGUGACCAGACAGCAAGUGUGAAAAAUCGGGACAGAGGGUGUGGUGUAAUAGGAACCUAUAUAAGAAAAAGACCCCAAAAUCAGGACUGUCCUUAUAAAAUCAGGACAUCUGGUCACCCUACUCAGGGCCAAAUAGUCGCAUUUAACCACUGCCCUGGAAUUGGCAGGGUGUCUCCCUGCCCCAGCAGGCAGGGGGCCUGGGUAGGCUGCCCCAUCUUCUAGGAUACUUCAGCUUGCUGCCCCCAAUGUGCUCAGCCCACUUUGCAAGCCAGUGCAAAGGGUGAGGAGAACAGGCCCAGGCAUAGCUCUAUUGCUUCCCUUCCUGUGGGGCAACAUACACCUGCUGUGACACAGCAGAGGGGCAGGCCCUGCACUCUCCUGCAAUUGUGAAUGCCCCUUGCAUGACACACAGGGUAGGCUCCUUGUGUAGUCACCCAUGCAAGGGCCACCUAUAAUCUGGCCCCCAGAAGUUUACUCAGGCAGAACUCUCAACGAAGCAAAUGGGCCAAGCCCUGAGUCCUCACUCAGUUUUUACCCAGUAUUUACUUGGACAAACUUGUCUCUGAAACCAUGGGAGAUGUGCCUAAGUAAAAAAAUGAAUGAGGGCCUUGGAAUGAGCCCUAGAGUUAAUCACUUGAAACUAUGCCAAUACCAGUAAGCAUGGGUUGCACGUACUAAUGUGAACAUGAGACCAUCCCUUCUUCUUUCCCUAGCACAAAGAGUUGGGUUCACUGGAACUAGCUCAUGGACAAACUGGGCAGAAUUUUGGCUGGCCUGCUGGGCUCGGGUCAAGUGAUCCCCUCUACACUCACCAGUUCUUGGCACACUCUCAUUAGUCAGUUAUUGAGGACAUCAGAGGAUGCGUAGAGGGGGAGAAAUAUGUGCUAAGGGAGGGUCAAUGAGAAGGGAAAAGAGACGCUGGCAGCAGAAAGGAAAUCAUCUUUCCCAGGACUGGAGUGAGUUUCCAUACAAGAAUACCUCCUAAUUCUGUUGGGAAACAUCAUGGGAUCCCUUUAUCUGCUGUAUAGGAUUCUGCUUUCAGGGAAGGAGGAGAGAAAAAUACACAUGACCCUUGCCCCCCUGGCCAGGGCCACCCACUUUUGACAUAGUGCUUGAUACCAGUCCUUGAGCAAGUGAGAACUGUGGAUACCUUAUGAGGUUCCUUGCAGAUUUUCCACACUGGGAACUUUUCCACUGGCUUACCCUGGGGCCCAGAACUUCUACUGUGCUUUUAGAUCCUUUGGGAUGAAAUGUGGGCAUUAUAGAGAUGUAAAGUUCAUAUCUUAUUUAAUUGCUUUAUGAAGAAAUGCUUUUUAAUCCCCUGGAUUUCUUGCACUAAGGAUCCCUUUCCCUUCCUAGUCACAGCUAUAUCAUUCGCCAGCUGUUAAACAAAUGUGGUCAGCUUCUGCACAACUUCCAGAUGCGAAUCGCGACUGUUUUAUCAGUUUCCCCCUCUGAUCUUCCAGGAGACAGCCCAGUAUUUGAUUAAGGGACCUGUCUCUCUCUCAGCACUGAGCCUGAGCCCUAGAUUAGGGGUAGAUGUAGUCACUGAAUGGUUAUAUCAGUUUUCUUAACACUAAGGCCGCUAUUUUGUAUUUUACCUGUGGAGAACAGCAUUACAUAAGAAUGGCCCUAUGACAGACAAAUGGUCCAUCUAGCCCAGUAUCCUGUCUUCUGACAGUGGCCACUGCCAGGUGCCCCAGAGGGAAUGAACAGUGACCCACCCCGUCGCUCAUUCCCAGCUUCUGGCAAACAGGCUAGGGACACCAUUCCUGCCCAUCCUGGCUAAUAGCUAUUGAUGGAGCUAUCCUCCAAUAAUUUAUCUAGUUCUUUUUUGAAUCCUGUUAUGGUCUUGGACAUCACAACAUCCUCUGGCAAGGAGUUCCACUGGUUGACUGUGUGUUGUGUGAAGAAAUACUUCCUUUUAUUUGUUUUAAAUCUGCUGCCUAUUAAUUUCAUUUCGUGACCUCUAGUUCUUGUGUUAUGAGAAGUAGUAAACAACACUUCCUUAUCUACUUUCUCUACACCAGUCAUGAUUUUAUAGACCUCAAUCAUAUCUCCCCUUAGCUAUCUCUUUUCCAAACUGAAAAAUCCCAGUCUUAUUAAUCUCUCCUCAUACGGAAGCCGUUCCAUACCCCUGAUCAUUUUUGUUGCCCUUUUCUGAACCUUUUCCAAUUUCAAUAUAACUUUUUUGAGAUGGGCUGACCACAUCUGCACACAGUAUUCAAGAUGUGGGCAUAUCAUGGAUUUAUAUAGAGGCAACAUGAUAUUUUCUGUCCUAUUAUCUAUCCCUUUCUUAAUUAUUCCCAGCAUUCUGUUUGCUUUUUUGACUGCUGCUGCACAUUGAGUGGAUGUUUUCAGAGAACUAUUCAUAAUGACUCCAAGAUGUCUUUCUUGAGAGGUAACAGCUAAUUUAGACCCCAUCAUUUUAUAUCAAUUGUUGGGAUUAUGCUUUCCAAUGUGCAUUACUUUGCAUUUAUCAACAUUAAAUUUCAUCUGCCAUUUUGUUGCCCAGUCACCCAGUUUUGAGAGAGCCUUUUGUAGCUCUUUGCACUCUGCCUGGGUCUUAACUAUCUUGAGUAAUUUUGUACCAUCUGCAAAUUUUGCCACCUCACUGUUUACCCCUUUUUCCAAAGGCGGCAGGUUAUAUACAUUUGUGGUGCUCGGGCUCCAGGAAUAUCCAGGGCUGGGGGCCCUGCUCCAGCAAUAUUUGGAGCUGGGACUCUCCCCCGGCCCCGCCUGAACUGGGCCCUAGCCCCGGCCCCUGC
This is a messenger RNA of Gopherus flavomarginatus (Mexican gopher tortoise), 4795 nucleotides long. It is a transcript of the gene SEPTIN3, whose product is annotated as septin 3. Gene Ontology annotation, biological process: cytoskeleton-dependent cytokinesis. The transcript is spliced from 10 exons. The record is from RefSeq and is a predicted model, not a curated record. Bases 215 to 1267 code for a protein of 350 amino acids. Gene Ontology annotation, molecular function: GTP binding; GTPase activity; molecular adaptor activity. Gene Ontology annotation, cellular component: septin complex; cell division site; microtubule cytoskeleton. NCBI's taxonomy places the organism in Eukaryota, Metazoa, Chordata, Testudines, Testudinidae.